GCACGAAUGAGGCUGGGGAUUUCCACUGGAUCCUCGGCGAGUGCAACCACCACAGCAGCACUUACGCGCCCCAUCUAACGCCAUUUCCAUCUCUGCUUAGUCAAUGAUCGGAUCGGAAAUUUGCGAAAGGAGCACCAUGAAAAACGAUUUGGUACCCGCGCAGCCGCAACCCCCGCCUGCUGGGGAAGACGGCUAUUGGGGAGCUAUAUGGGGAUCCAUCGCAAGGAUAUUGACUUAUUUGACUGGGAACAACCCUUUUGUGGAAGUUCUUAUUUUGAUUUCCCAAGUUUGCGCAAAUUUGGUACAGCGAUUCAGAAGAGCACCCGCAGCACCUGACGUGAUUGACGGUCCGGAGCAACAAGAGGACGGGCCUACACGGCGUGAAAAUCGUGGCACGAGGAACAGGAGACGAAAGAACAGGAGACGAAAUGCGCCAGACGGUACAGAUGAGCCGGACACCACAUAUCCUGCCUCUCAUGUGGCUGACGGAAAGGGUGUCGUGCGCAUAAAACGACUGGUAAAUGAUGGAGAUUGUAAUCCUGUCGUAAUGGAUGCUCAAGCUUGCAGGGUGAAUUACGUAACAAACCAAGGGCAAGUGCAGGAACAACGAGCGAUGGACCCUGGAAAACUUACUGGAGCCAACAGACUGGAAAUAGACGAAGUGAAACUUUCGGGCAAGAAUUCGCCAUUCAUGCUGAGUGCCUCACAUUGUGACUUCAACUAUGAGAAAUAGUUUACGACAUGAAAAGGUUCGACGCGCAUUUCCAGUCCUACCGAUUUACUGUAAAAGGGUGCUAGGUGAUUGAACUGUGUGGAGUUUUCGUUUCCUAAUUUCUCUGUUCUGUUGUUUUCAUACUUUGUCACCGAUCUCUACAUUCGUAGCAAUUUUGACGCGAACUUAUUGGCCUUUCGUGGCCAACUGUAAAAAAAAAGAAAAGAAAAAGAAAAACAGUUCCAUUGCAAUUGUAAACAUAACGGCGGUUCAUACUUGGCGAUAGAGCGAACACAAGCGCGAUUUGGUGAAGUGAGAUCAGAAAUGUUGAGCACAGUUCAGUUUCACGGAAUGAACCUUAUCCACGAGCGUCCAUUUUUAAAGUCUUGUUCCCUGAAUCUAUCAUAUUCAGUGAACUCUGUUAAAUGGGGUGCUGCCAAAUUAUUUUGAGCUCCAAAAUCUCACUUUUAGUCUUUUAAUGCGACUAUCACAAAUUUUUUUUAUUGUUUUUUACAAAAAUCGGCACGAAAUUUAUGGACUUCUAUUUUGUCACUGCAUGCUCUCAUAAUUAAAAGUUGACCUUACGACCAAUUCAAGAUGGCUGACACACGAAUACAGUCGUUGAUUUCGAUACCGGAGCAUGAAUUGACCUGUUGCAAUUUACAUGUACAUAGUUGAGCUGUGAAUACGAAAAACGUCUGUAAUCUCUGUACGGAAGGAAUUCAAUGUAAGCGCCCCAAACACAUCGCACAUCUCGUGGAGUCGGGUGUAGGUAGUUGAAAUCCUUGAAACAAAGCCUUACUUCGUUACCUCCACCCGGCUCCGCGGAACAUAUACAUGAUGUGUUUGGGAGCAGAUCUGGUUCGGCAUUCUGGACCAUGCAGGGAAAAUGGGUUAGCGGUAGUUAAAUUGUAAUGGUUACGGAUAUGUUUGUAGAGGAAUAAGCAAUCAUUGACUGUUCUUCUCUGGACAAGAGUUGGCAAAUUAAACAAGUCAAAUAGUUCAGAGUAAGAUAUAAUACGACGAUCAUUGUGUAGGACCCUAUAUAUAAACAUUAAAUAACGCCGUUGCAGUCUUUCCAGUCGCUCAGAUUGGGAGUGAGAAAAAGAAUUAAAUACUACUGUGCAAUAGUCCACUUGGGGUCUGAUGAGGGAGCAGGACAGUGCACAAAGUACAUGUUCACUUUUACAAUGUUUGAAGUUUCGCCACACCAAGCUAAUAAUGCUGUUAAUAAUGCUUAUAAUGUUUAUCCCUUCAUUCGAUUUUAUACUUUAUAAAAUGUAUUACAAUUACAUGUAUAUUAGCAUUACAAGCAGGCAGAGGUCAUGUGUAAAAAAAAGUAGUAGUGUAAUCGUUAAAAUAUAGCUUAGUCCUUUGUGGUAGCUACAUAUUAAUUUCUGGCAACUUGUUGACCUCAAUUUUAAUUAUUGUAUUUAAACUUUUGAUCUUUUUGUCUUCUAACGCAAUGGUCACAGAAUCUUUGAGAAUUGUUCCUUGUGACUAUGGCUGCGAUGGUAUUGUUUUGCAUAAUUAACGACCAUCAUGUUAUUGAAAUUUUCCUUUUAGUCGCCUUUAUCAGGAUCGAAUGUCUAAGCCUUCAUCAUUUCGUUUGCAUUUCUUGAUCAUGAUUUGUCCACUGUGGGUACCAACGCGUGCCAACCCAUUUUUACUUGUACCAAUUUCAUGUAUUAACCCUAACUUGAUUCCUCAAUCCACUCAUUUCAAAAAGAUUUUACAUGCACUUUAGAGGGAGUUAGGUUGAGGGAUUCAGACUCGAUAUCAGAAGUGUGGACUUGAGUGCAACACUGACUCAUAUCAUAUGAUACGGGCGAUUCACAAUCGUGCGCCGCCGAGAGUUUGCAACGCGUUUGCCAAUCACAACGCACGAAUUCUGUCGACCCAAUGCGCGUUUAGAAAGAGUCGGCAGGUUUCGCGCAUUACCGGAUUACCCUCAGUCCAAAAUAAUGUGAACAGUGUCUUGUCAGACCAAGUGGGAAAAACACAGACUUAAACUGUCUAGAAAACAAUGUUGGUGGACCCAGAACCAAUUUUUUUGUGGGGGGGGGUUCAAACUGUUAAAAGGCACCAAAAACUUUUGAAUAUUUUCAUUUUUUUCUGGCGUGUGAGGCUUGAGCGUUUUCACGCUUUGAGAAGAAAGAAGAAGAAAUUUAAAAUAAAGGAACGAAAUCGAUAA
Messenger RNA from Acanthaster planci (crown-of-thorns starfish), 2906 nucleotides. RefSeq lists its product as uncharacterized. The record is from RefSeq and is a predicted model, not a curated record. NCBI's taxonomy places the organism in Eukaryota, Metazoa, Echinodermata, Asteroidea, Valvatida, Acanthasteridae.